This is a messenger RNA of Schistosoma bovis, 1320 nucleotides long. NCBI's taxonomy places the organism in Eukaryota, Metazoa, Platyhelminthes, Trematoda, Strigeidida, Schistosomatidae. The record is from the annotation of a GenBank genome assembly.
UUGCGGAUAAAAUCACCCUAAUAGUUGUCACCAUCAAAUAAUAACAUAUAGAAUACCACAAAACUGACUUGUAAAAAUCCCAAACCUUAGCCGAAACAGUUCGAGCCGAAGUUAAGCCAGUUUCCUUUCAUGCAAUAAAUACACAAAAGCAAGGUGAAUUCUUAACAAGUACGAAGUCCCUGUACUCACAUGCGGCGCGUCCUUUAAUUUUGCGGAGCAACAUGACAGUAUCCUGGACAGAUGAGUUAACCGAAGAUUCAGAAUUACCCCCUGUUGAAGAAAAGUUCGAUUCAGAACGUAACAUUAAAACUGUCGUACGAUAUUUCUUCAAUGAAGACGGUGAUUUGAUCAAGGAAACUAAAGAAUAUCAAAGAGAAAAACGAGUUGUUGCUUCACGAGUAGCGGACAGAAAAAAAUGGAAAAAGUUUGGCGCUUCAAAAUCUGAUCCAUCUGGCGGAAAUUUAGCCAAUACUUACCCAGCCGAUAUAGUUACCAUGCAAAUUGUUCAAUCAAGACAGCCUGAACAAGAGCAAAAGAGACAGGAAGAGAUGAAUGUGAAAACAAAACUUGGAGAACCUGUGAUUGUUUGUAAUUAUUGUAAAGGUGGACAUUUCACUCGUACUUGCCCGUACAAAAGUGAUAUGGAAGCAAUGCAGUUGUUACAAGAACAACUUCGUGCUAAAACGGAACCUACAGAAGAAACAGCUAAAGAAUUACAAAAUGAUCGUUCUGGACGUUAUAUACCACCAUCAUUACGUGGUGAUGCAGCCAAUACUAGUGGGUCUAGUAUGUCAACUGACAAACGUCCAUUCGAUGAAAACACUGUACGUGUCACUAAUUUACCACCGGAUACAACUGCAGAUGAAUUGAAAUCAGUGUUCAGUGCAUUUGGUCACGUAGUGCGCAUCUAUCCAGCAAAAGAUAAAUUGACACAACAAAACAGGGGAUUUGCCUUUAUAUCCUUCAGAACUGCGGAAGAGGCGAAAAGUGCAAUUUAUGGUGUCAAUGGUCUUAGACAUAACCAUGUUGUUUUAAAAGUCGAUUGGGCAAAGGUUGAAAAAUUGAUCAAUUUCUACUGAAAGCAUCCGUUUUGUGCCGUGUUACAUAACCUAAAUCAGUCAAUGUCUGUGUUAAAUAUUAUUUAACAACAAUUCAAAUAAUCUUCACUUUUCCAGAAUAAAGCGAUAUCAGCUCGUGAAAUCGUGUACAUAACGUUAACCUAGAAAGACACGACCGAUUCACCAAUUGCUAUAAAAUUAAAUUCCGGCAUAUAUUACUCAUUGUUUAAUGUUUUAGUUUGCAUAUUAGUAUCAAUAUAAA